Podarcis raffonei (Aeolian wall lizard) is the source of this 2200-nucleotide messenger RNA. RefSeq names its product dynein regulatory complex subunit 3 (gene DRC3). The coding region runs from base 662 to 1939 and encodes 425 amino acids. The record is from RefSeq and is a predicted model, not a curated record. NCBI's taxonomy places the organism in Eukaryota, Metazoa, Chordata, Lepidosauria, Squamata, Lacertidae. The transcript has 11 exons. Gene Ontology annotation, molecular function: protein binding.
UCCUACAGCUUUCAUGUUUGUAUGACAGACGGGAGUUCUAUCAGUGCAGCUGUAAGAAUGGCAGGUCGAAGUUCCACUUUCGAUUCAACCUCUGUGGGAGCCAAGCCAGCAUCUUGCUUCCAUCAGCGCCCAGCUGGGGGGGGGAGCAGAGCUAUUCCAGCUCCAGACUGACAGGUGGGAGGGUGUCUGAAGUGGACCCCCUCCCUUAGUAGGUGAUCAGUAGGGAAGGACUGUGGCAGCACGUCUGCCUUGCAAGCAGAAGGGCCCACAUUCAGUCCCCGAUGGCAUCUCCAGGGAGCCUGGCCACCUUUGUUCUGGCAAAAUAUGGGUCGGGGUGAUUUUAUUUUAUUUUAAUCUGAUUGUGAUGUGACUUCAAAGCAAUCUAUUACACUCUAUUCCAGCCUAACAGGAUGGCCCCUCUGGAAUUUGUCACAAGCACAUGCAGAUACACAUGAAUUUGUAAAUUUCUCUGUGCUUGGCCACCCAAAGCUCAAAUACAUGACCUGUCUCACACCCUUUCAAACACAUGCAUUUGGAGAGGAUCCCUAACUUGACAGAGAGAAAGAGAGAAGACCUGAAAUACAGGACAAAAAACCUGUCUGCGACAGGCCAGGGCAAUCCAUUUGAGUUCUAAUCUUGGGGGGCACGUCUUCUGCUCAAGAUGAGUCGACUGUAUGAUAGCAUAGAGCCCAAUGUAAUCGAUGACGAGAUGCUGCAGAAGGCCGUCGAGGAGCAAGGACCUCAAGAGGAAGCAGGCCUCCUGGCCAAAAAAGAAGGCAUCAAUUUCAAAGAUGUCUUGGCGCUGCAGCUUGAUUUUAGAAAUAUCCUGAAGAUUGACAACCUCUGGCAGUUCAAGAACCUGACAAAAUUGCAGUUGGACAACAACAUCAUUGAGAAGAUUGAGGCACUGGAUACUCUGGUUCAUCUGGUCUGGCUGGAUUUGUCCUUCAACAAUAUUGAAGUCAUUGAAGGCUUAGAUGCGCUCGUUAAAUUGCAAGAUCUUAGUCUGUACAACAACAGGAUUUCUAAGAUCGAGAAUCUGGACACGCUCCAAGAACUUCAAGUCUUCUCUAUAGGAAAUAAUAACAUACAAACUCUGGAAAAUGUGAUCUAUCUCAGGAAGUUCCAAAACCUGCGCACGUUGAACCUCACCGGGAACCCAGUGUGUGAAAACGAAGUAUAUUCCGCAUUCAUUGCCGCUUAUCUCCCCGACCUUGUGUACCUGGAUUUUAGACUGGUAGAUGACAACUCGCGAGAGAUGGCCCUGAUAAAAUACCAGUAUGCCAUCGAGGAGAUGAGACAUGGGGAAACUCUGGCCAUGGCCAAGCAGCAGGUUCUGGAUGCCCAACAGAAACAGGUGGAAUAUCACAAGGUGAUAGAUACGAUUCAGAACCUCAGCGACAACCAAGUUAUAGAGAUCAAACUGGCUGAAUACAACUAUGAAAUCACAAAGCUCUCAGACAUGCUGAUGACUGAGGAGAUGCUGCUGGUUGAUCAGCUGGAGGAAGUGAUAAAGGAUUUCGAAAGGAACAUCGCUGACCUGGUGUCGAACUUUAUAGAAAACGAACAAGGAAUGAUGGCUCAGUGCCGGGAUCUAGAGAACCAGCACCAUGAGAAGCUCCUGGAGAUAUCCGUCAACACACUGGAGAAAAUAGUGAAGAGCGAGUUUGAUGAGGAGAUGCCAGAUGACGUUCGUAUGCUUUUUGUGGACAAAGACACCAUUGUCAAUGCCGUCAAUGCCUCUCACGACAUUCACCUCCUGAAGAUUGACAACCGAGAAGACGAAAUUAUCACUAAAGCCAAUGGCUGGGCUUCCACACUGGUUGAGAAGGUUCACAAGACUGAAAUUCAAAGAAACCGAAGUCGUGUGUUGGAAAUUAACCAAUACGUUGACCAUCUACGCAGUGAGCUGGACAACAUGGACAUUCUGGAGACAUAGCUGGCUUUCGACACUGAACUGCCCCUGCCCCCCAUUUGGGGAUCUGUGACUUUCUGCUUGGGAAGUGAAUCCGCCCGGAGGUCUCCUACCUACUGAAAAGACACCCUAAAAAUAUUCCUUCCCUACUGGAAGGAAUCCUCUGCCCCUCCAACAUUUGACGAUCAAAAUGAGUAGACUAAAGCAGACAGUGAGGCAUUUAAAAACAAAAGGAGUUGACUUAAAUUGGUGCCUUGUAGUUAUAAAGCAAUUAUACAGGAAUUG